AUGGAUGCCCGAGAUACUCAUGUCAUUGUCGUUGGCGCUGGAAUAACCGGCCUCUUGAUCUGCCAGGCGUUGAAGAAGGCCAGCAUAAGAUUUUCCAUUUUUGAGAGGGAAGAGACAUUGAAUUAUCGUAGCAAUGAGUGGACAAUGGCAAUUCACUGGGCUCUACCUCUUCUCAAAGAAAUUCUCCCCGAGGAACUCUUCGCGAAAAUGGAUGAAAUUGCUUGCAAUCCCAUAGUCGGGAUUCAUUCUGGUCUCUAUCCCAUUAUAAACGGCGAGACAGGUGAGCUCAUAACCGGUGUGCCGUACGAGAAUGGGUUGCGAGUACCCCGAAGUCGAAUGAGAGCGUUGGCCUCUGAAGGAAUCAAUGUCCAGUACGGCAAACGUGUGACGGAUAUUGCGUUCAACGAGAGCGGGAAAGGUGUUAUAUGCAGCUUCUCUGAUGGAACCAUGGUCAGUGGAACCAUGAUUAUCGGCGCUGAUGGUCCAAAAUCCACAGUUCGCCAAGUUGCAAUGGGCAGCGAGGAAAAAGCAGCCGUGACAAAGUUUCCUAUCUUCCACACUAACAUGACUGUUUGUUACCACGAUGCCGAGAAAGCUCAGAUGGUCCGACGGCAAUACCCAACUAGUUAUUUGGCGUUGAGUCAGCGUUCCUUCCAUGCAUUCCAAUCAAUUUCGAGCAUGCCCGAAGGGCCUGAUCACCCCGAGUCCUGGAUUUUCCACAUGGCCAUGGCAUGGCUUAGUGAGGGCAACAAUGACUUGAGCUAUAAAGAUCGUCUGGCUCUGAUCAAAGAGCGUGCUGCCGGCAUGGGAGAACCUGCGCGUUCGGCGUUCAUGUGGCUUCCUGAUGACACCGAGGUACACAGAGCCGAUAUCAGCUACUGGGUCACACAGGCCUGGGAUAAUCGGCAAGGUCGUAUUACGCUUCUCGGAGACGCUGCGCAUCCAAUGCCUCCGUAUCGUGGCCAGGGGUUGAACCACUGCAUAAAGGACGUCUCGCUCCUUUCUGGGAUUCUCAAGACAGCGUUUGGUAGCACCACCACAACAAAUUCGCUCGCUGAGGGCGUGAUGAGAUACGAGGAGGAGAUGAUCCCUCGCGGAGCAGAAGAGGUCCGCUGCUCCGUAGAAAACGGUCUGCUGCUGCAUGACUGGAAGAAGAUCCAGGAGAGCCCCGUUUUUCGCCGCGGCUUCAAGCCCAUGGAUGGUCACGGUGACGCCGUCGCUGGUGCUGGUGCCGGCGCUGGAAAAGAUAUUAGCGACCAUGCGCGAGUGCAGAAGAAACGGGAUGCUGAGUUAGCUGGUACUCCACCUACGGCCAUUUAUUAA
This is a messenger RNA of Pochonia chlamydosporia 170, 1323 nucleotides long. RefSeq names its product monooxygenase. Gene Ontology annotation, molecular function: FAD binding. Bases 1 to 1323 code for a protein of 440 amino acids. The record is from RefSeq and is a predicted model, not a curated record. The transcript is spliced from 6 exons. Lineage: Eukaryota; Fungi; Ascomycota; Sordariomycetes; Hypocreales; Clavicipitaceae.